Molecule: messenger RNA, 2943 nt
Organism: Propithecus coquereli (Coquerel's sifaka)
Lineage: Eukaryota; Metazoa; Chordata; Mammalia; Primates; Indriidae
Gene: TBK1
Product: TANK-binding kinase 1
Exons: 20
Coding region: 155-2212 (685 amino acids)
Biological process (GO): peptidyl-serine phosphorylation
Cellular component (GO): cytoplasm
Molecular function (GO): protein serine/threonine kinase activity; ATP binding
Source: RefSeq, a predicted model, not a curated record
GCAUCCGCGCGCCGGCCGUCGGUCACGUGGCCCCUGGCCAGCGCUUCCCGAAACCGGAAGUGUCCUGGGGCGCGAGGAGGCCGCGGGAGCCCGCUGGCGGUGGCGCGGCGGAGACCCGGCUGGUAUAACAAGAGGAUCGCCUGACCAAGCCGAGAUGCAGAGCACUUCUAAUCAUCUGUGGCUUUUAUCUGAUAUUUUAGGCCAAGGAGCUACUGCAAAUGUCUUUCGUGGAAGACAUAAGAAAACUGGUGAUUUAUUUGCUAUCAAAGUAUUUAAUAAUAUAAGUUUUCUUCGUCCAGUGGAUGUUCAAAUGAGAGAAUUUGAAGUGUUAAAAAAACUCAAUCACAAAAAUAUCGUCAAAUUAUUUGCUAUUGAAGAAGAGACAACAACAAGACAUAAAGUACUUAUUAUGGAAUUUUGUCCAUGUGGGAGUUUAUACACUGUUUUAGAAGAGCCAUCUAAUGCCUAUGGACUACCAGAAUCUGAGUUUUUAAUUGUUUUGCGAGAUGUGGUGGGUGGAAUGAAUCACCUUCGAGAGAAUGGCAUAGUGCACCGUGAUAUCAAGCCAGGAAAUAUCAUGCGAGUUAUAGGGGAGGAUGGACAGUCUGUGUACAAACUCACAGAUUUUGGUGCAGCUAGAGAAUUAGAAGAUGAUGAGCAGUUUGUCUCUCUGUAUGGCACAGAAGAGUAUUUGCAUCCUGAUAUGUAUGAGAGAGCAGUGCUAAGAAAAGAUCAUCAGAAGAAAUACGGAGCAACAGUUGAUCUUUGGAGCAUUGGGGUAACAUUUUACCAUGCAGCCACUGGAUCACUGCCAUUUAGACCCUUCGAAGGGCCUCGUAGGAAUAAAGAAGUGAUGUAUAAAAUAAUUACUGGAAAGCCUUCUGGUGCAAUAUCUGGAGUACAGAAAGCAGAAAAUGGACCAAUUGACUGGAGUGGAGACAUGCCUGUUUCUUGUAGUCUUUCUCGGGGUCUUCAGGUUCUACUUACCCCUGUUCUUGCAAAUAUUCUUGAAGCAGAUCAGGAAAAGUGCUGGGGUUUUGACCAGUUUUUUGCAGAAACUAGUGAUAUACUUCACCGAAUGAUAAUUCAUGUUUUUUCACUGCAACAAAUGACAGCUCAUAAGAUUUAUAUUCAUAGCUAUAAUACUGCUACUGUAUUUCAUGAACUGGUGUAUAAACAAACCAAAAUUAUUUCUUCAAAUCAAGAACUUAUCUAUGAAGGACGACGCUUAGUCCUAGAACCUGGAAGACUGGCACAGCAUUUCCCUAAAACUACUGAGGAAAAUCCCAUCUUUGUAGUAAGCCGGGAACCUCUGAAUACCAUGGGAUUAAUAUAUGAAAAAAUUUCUGGAAAAAUCGAAGUCGAAUUAGUUAAAGAUGAUUAUAAUGAAACUGUUCACAAAAAGACAGAAGUUGUGAUCACGUUGGAUUUCUGCAUCAGAAACAUUGAAAAAACUGUGAAAGUAUAUGAAAAAUUGAUGAAGAUCAACCUAGAAGCAGCAGAGUUAGGUGAAAUUUCAGACAUACACACCAAAUUGUUGAGACUUUCCAGUUCUCAGGGAACAAUAGAAACCAAUCUUCAGGAUAUCAACAGCAGAUUGUCGCCAGGUGGAUUGCUGGCAGACACGUGGGCACAUCAGGAAGGCACUCAUCCAAAAGAUCGAAAUGUAGAAAAGCUACAGGUCCUGUUAAAUUGCAUCACAGAGAUUUACUAUCAGUUCAAAAAAGACAAAGGAGAACGUAGACUAGCUUAUAAUGAAGAACAAAUCCACAAAUUUGAUAAGCAAAAACUAUAUUACCAUGCAACAAAAGCUAUGACCCACUUUACAGAUGAAUGUGUUAAAAAGUACGAAGCAUUUUUGGAUAAGUCAGAAGAAUGGAUGAGAAAGAUGCUUCAUCUUAGGAAACAGUUACUAUCUCUAACUAAUCAGUGUUUUGAUAUUGAAGAAGAAGUAUCAAAGUAUCAAGACUAUACCAAUGAGUUACAAGAAACUCUGCCUCAGAAAAUGUUUGCAGCUUCCAGUGGAAUCAAACAUACCAUGACCCCAAUUUAUCCAAGUUCUAACACAUUAGUGGAAAUGACUCUUGGUAUGAAGAAAUUAAAGGAGGAGAUGCAAGGGGUGGUUAAAGAACUUGCUGAAAAUAAUCAUAUUUUAGAAAGGUUUGGCUCUCUAACCAUGGAUGGUGGCCUUCGCAAUGUUGACUGUCUUUAGCUCUCUAAGACGUUUGAGAAAAGUUUCAGUUUGCACAAGAAAAUAAUGCUGGGGCAUUAAAUGAAUGGCUUUAUAGGUGGGCUCUCAUUUCUACAGUUCAGUAUUUGAUGUGGUCAUGUAAAUAUGUACAAUAUUGUAAAUACAUUAAAAAUAUAUAAAUUUUUGGCUGCUGUGAAGAUGUAAUUUUACCUUUUAACAUUUAUAAUUACGUGAGGAAAUUUGACCUCAGUGAGCACGAGAAGAAAGCCAUGACCGACUGAAAUGUUGAGAUCCUCUACUCUGAGUGAGGCCAAAUAAGUCAUUCUCUCUGCCUACUGGAAAUGUUUUUAAGUGGAACCACAACUGGCAUCCUUAUGAAUGAGAAAGACUGUGAGAACUGGCGCGUUUGUAAAUGGAAGAGUGGAGAGGUGGCUACUGUGAGUGGGGAACAGAACCGAACCACUGUUUUACUAGAGUCACAAUUUUUUUGAGAAGAAUAAAGUGGCAUUAUUUCAUUUUACAAGGUGCCCAGAUCCCAGUUAUCCUUGAGUCCAUUUAAUUUCAGAUGAAUUAUUGAGCAAAAUUUCUAAAGGUAAUUCAUUAUUAAAAACUAUUCAUUUUUCCUUUGGCCAUAAAUGUAUAAUUGUCAUGAAAGUUUUAGGGUCAUUCAACUGUUUUAAGCUGUAUAUUUCUUUACUUUAAUUCUGCUUAAUAUUUCAUGGGAAAAAAAUCAAUAAAUUUCUCAAUUUUAA